AUGAACUUUAUAUUUAUAUUUUUUUUGCAGAAAGAAGUAAUUGACAAUUGUGUUGUUGGAAUGGUUUGUGUUGCAAAAUACAGUGAAGAUGAUAGUUGGUACCGAGCCAAAAUUAUCAACACAUUCCCACCCAAUACUGUAGAAGUAUUUUUUGUUGAUUAUGGUAACAAAGAGACUACAAACAAAUCUAAUGUAAAGAAAAUAUCUUCAGAAUUUUUAAAUGUGUCUUUUAAAGCUGUGGAAUGUUCAUUGGCAAAUGUUGAUCUUAGAAACAUUGUACCAGAGAUGAUAAAAAAGUUUAGGGAUCUUGUUUUAAAUAAUACUUUUACUGCUGUUUUUAAAGGUGUAGAAUCUGGAGUAUACAAGGUGGAACUUCUUGAUAGUGAAGAGAAUAAGAUCAGUGAAAAAUUUCAAAAUUUAAUGAUUAAUGAAAGUGUUACAACAACAAAUCUUCAUGUUAAUUCUGAAGAAAACUGGAAUGAAAAUUUUGGAGUUGAUGAAAAUAAGAAUUCUUCAAACUAUGAUAACUGGAAUGAUAAAAAUGAUAAAUAUGCAUGUAAUGAAUGGGAAGAACCAACUAAAACUACAACGAUGGCAAAUAAUUCUCAUAGUUUCUGGAAUGAUGAAGCAGAACCUGCAGUUGAUUCUUCAAAAUUUUCAUCUAAAAUAAAAUGUACUUCACAUAAUUUGUGGAAUGAUGGUCUAGAUUCUGCAAAUGAUUCCUCAAAGUUUUCGUCUAAUGAAAAUAAAUUUUCCUCAGAUUGGAAGAAGUCGAAAACUGAUGAUACUAGAGAGAAGAGAUUUUCUAAAUAUGAUAAAUCAAAUAAUUUUAGAAAUGAGCCAGAUGAAAGAAAGAAUAAUUCUUGGUCAAAAGGAAAUACUUGGAACAAUGGUGGACUAAAGUCUGCACAGGAAAGAAGAGGCAAAUCAAAACCGGAUCAGUGGCACUAUAAUGAUCAUCAUGGUUCUGGAGAUGAAUCUACUUUGAAUUCAAACAACAGGAAAGCAUACAAAAAUGAAAGAUCACCUAGAUCAACAAAUCAAGAACAACAAGGUUCUUUAGAAAAUUUAACUGAUUUCAAAUACAUUGAAAUCACAAUUGGUGAUUUUAGGUAUGUUAAUGUUCCUAAUGUGGUGAAUCCUAAUGAAUUUUAUUGUAGAUUUAUGGAUGACAAUAAUGAAUUAUUGGGAAUGACAGAGCAGCUUGCACAGUUUUAUGAAAACAUAAAUUAUGGUGAAUAUAUUUUAGAAAAUAUUCACAUAGGAAAACCUUGUUGCAUCUUAUCCAAAGAUAAUAAUUGGUGUAGAGGUAAAAUAGAGAGCAUUACUGUAGAUAGUGCUAAUGUCUUUUGUGUCGACUAUGGUUGUUUUGAAAAUGUUUUAUUGAAAGAUAUUAAAGUUUUAAAACCAGAAUUUCUGAAAGUUCCAAUGCAGAUUUUAAAAUGUAAUUCUCAAGGUAUACAAGCUAAAGAAUCAUCUUGGAAUGAAGAAGAUAUCAGUUUGUUUAAAAAUAUGACACAAGAUAAAUGUUUCUUGGCACAGUUUUUAAAUAAGCAUAGUGAAAAUACUUAUUCAGUAACUUUAUUAUCUGUAAAUGCAUUGACAGAAGCUAAUGUUAAUAAAGAAUUUUUAAAGACUGGCCAUGAUAUAAAGGAGCCUCAAGAUAGUGCACCAUCUUUGAAAUUACCUUAUUCUCUUUCUGUUCAAACAGAUAUACCACAUGCAAUAAUAAAAAUAGGAGAUAGAUUAGAAAUUACGGUUACUUGGGUAUUUACAGUAGAAAGGUUUUAUUGUCAACUGACAUCAUACAGUUCAGAUUUUGAGGAAAUGAUGGUCUCUGUUCAAAAAACUUAUAGUAAAAUGCAAGAAUUAGAAGCAGUUAUUGAAAAACCAAAUGUUGAUUUAUAUUGUGUAGCUCAGUUUAGUGAAGAUAAAGCUUGGUACAGAGCAAAGAUUGUGUAUGUAGAAGGAAACAAAAUUGGUGUUCGUUAUAUAGAUUAUGGCAAUGAAGAAGUAGUGGGUAGAAAAAGAAUUAAAUAUAUCCUUCCACAAUUUGCAUCGCUUCCAAUUCAAGCCAUUAAGUGCCAGUUGAAUGGCAUUAAAUGUCUUGAUUACAAAGUGAAUGAAGAUCUUGUACAGAAAUAUUUUGCUGGAAAAAUUAUGUGUACUUUCAAUUCUUUUAUUGAUGAUAUAUAUGUAGUGGAUCUUGAAAGUAAUGGUAAAAGUAUAUCACAGUUAUUAAUUAGAGAUAGAUUGGCUUCUCCAUCAGAUGAUUAUAUACCACCAACAUCAGAAGAACCAGUCAGAAUAACAUUUUUAAAUGCAGAUCUUUCUCAUAAAAUAAAUAAAUCAAUGGAUGUUUUAAUAUCAUAUGUAGAAAGUCCAUAUAAAUUUUGGUGUCAGCUACUUGAUGACAGUGAAAAGUUAGAUGAAAUCACUAACAGUAUAACUACAUAUUAUAAUGAAUUAUCUGAUGAUUCAGAAAAUUUAACACAGUUUCAAAUAAACACAUUAUGUAUAGCAAAAUAUACUGUUGAUAAUGAAUGGUAUCGUGCAGUUAUAAAAAGUUGUGAUGCUGAUCAAGCAGAAGUAAUGUUUAUUGACUAUGGAAAUAGUGACAUAGUACCUCUCUCACAGAUUAAAGUUAUUACAGAAGAUUUAAGUAAUAUUCCAGCUCAAGCAGUUGAAUGCUCAUUACAUGAAAUUCCACCAUCUCUAUCAGAGGAUGAGCAGAAAAAGUUUGUUGACUUUACAAGUGAAAAUGAAAUAAAAAUGAUUAUCAACAAAUGCAAUGCAGAUGGAACUUUAGUAGUAACAUUGUUAACGAGUUCUGAAACAGAAGAAAUUAAUGUUGGUGAAAAAUUGUAUGGAGAAUUAAUGCAAGAUGGAGAAGUUUUUCCCUCAAUGCCAGAUUCACAUGAAAGUGUGCCAGGAUAUGUGACAUCAGUAAACAGCAUAUCUGAAUUUUUUGUUCAGCUCUCUUCUAAAGAUGAUGAUUUAUCUAAAUUAAUGGCAGAUUUAACAGAUGCAUAUGCUUCACUUUCCACAACAGAUCUAGCUCUCAACACCAUUACCCAGAAUAAGAUUUAUUGCGCUAAGUAUUCUGAAGACAAUAAUUGGUACAGAGCUGUAAUCAAAGAUGUAAAUGGUGAUGACGUUACUGUCUUUUUUAUUGACUAUGGAAAUAUUGAUGUCAUUCCAAGAGAAGAUGUCAAAAUUUUAAAAGAAGAAUUUUGCAAAAUUCCAUCAUUUUGUUAUAGAUGUCGUCUAGCUUACAUUAAACCUAUUGAUGACGAAUGGUCUACUGAAGCAAUAGACUGGUUUACAACAUAUAUAUUGGACAAAACCUUAAAUAUUUGUUUUAAACAUGAAGAGAAUCCAUAUCCAGUAAUGAUUUUAAAUGAAGAAAAUGAUAAUAUUUCAGAUUUGUUAAUACAAGAGAAGUUUGCAGUUUCUGCCGAUGAACUUUUUGGUGAUGCAGUUUCUGCCAACGAAGUUAAUGCUGAUGCAGUUUCUGCCGACGAAGUUAUUGCUGAUGCAGUUUCUGCCGACGAAGUUCCUGCUGAUGCAGUUUCUGCCGACGAAGUUAUUGCUGAUACAGUUUCUGCCAACGAAGUUAUUGCUGAUGCAAUUUCUGCUGACGAAGUUCCUGCUGAUGUAGUUUUUGCCAAUGAAGUUUUUGAUCAUUUUGAUUGGCAUAUUCCAGAUAAUAAAUCAGGAAGUGAAAGUGAUGAAGUUGUUCAUCUUGAAGAUGGUACAUUUCCUAUAAUUCCUAGAUACAGACCAACUGGAACAGUACGUGUUAUUGUUUCUCAUGUUGAAUCAGCUGACAGAUUUUAUGUUACACCAGUAAAUAAACUUGACAAUUUGGAAAAGUUACAAGAAAAAUUGCAGGCAUUCUAUGAAAAAGAACAUGAGAAACAUGAGAAUAUCGAGCGAAUUUUAAUGUUUCAGCCAUGCGUUACAAAAUUUAGUCUCGAUGAAAGAUGGUACAGAGCAGAAAUUAUCCACCUUUCAGAAAGUUCUGUUACUGUUAAGUUUGUUGAUUAUGGAAAUUCUGAAACAGUUACAAAAGAUGAUUUAAGAAAUAUGCAUAAAAAGUUCAUCUCUGUUCCUGCUUUUUCCUUGGAAUGUUCACUUGCAGAUUUAACUGCAAAUUCUGAAAAAUUAGAUGAAGCUAGAACUCUAUUAGAAGACUUAAUAAAUGAGAAAGAAAUUGAUAUUACAAUAAUUAGUAAUGAACUACCUUUAUCUGUUUGUAUCAUUUCAGAUAAGGAAAAUAUUUACAAUCAGUUAACAGAAAGUGGUUUAUACACACAUACUCCACAGCCAGAAAAAGUACAGUAUUCAUAUAUCAUCUUACCUUCCGAUUGUAAAAUUGAGGUUAUAAUUUCACAUGCAUUAUCACCUUCACAGUUUUAUGUUCAGUUGCCUGAAAAUAAAUUGGAGUUAGAUACAUUCAUGACAGAUAUUUUAAACAAAUAUCAAAGUGAACAGCCUACUUUAGAAGAAUUUGCGGUCGGUGACUUGUGUAUUGCUUAUUACUCUGUAGAUCAAGGAUGGUACAGAGCAAUGAUUACAGCAAUUCAAGAUGAUGAUUAUGUGAAGGUUAUUUAUGUAGAUUAUGGUAACCAAGAAGUUGUUCCAAAAGAUAGUAUCAAAGAAAUUUUGCCUGAAUUUAAAGAUCUUCCAUUUCAGGCUGUGAAUUGUAGUUUGACAAAAAUGCAUGAUGACAACUGGGAUGAAGAACAUUGCUUGAUGUUUCAAGAAAUGGUGGUAUCAGAUGAAAAAACUUUUGAACUAGAAUGUGUAGCAAACCACAUCACUUUUUAUGAAGUUAAACUUUUAGAUAAUGGAACCAAUAUUACUGAAAUUUUAAUUGAGAAAGGAUUGGUAUCUGCUGCAGAUCAGGAAAAUAUUAAAAAUGUUUCUGAUGAUGAGAUGGUAGAAAAUAUUGAAGAACAGUACAUUGACAAUACGUCAAAUGUUCAAGUUUUGGAAAAAGAUUUAUCUGUUAUUUCCGAGGAAUCUAUUAACAGUAGUGUACAGCAAAAUGAUUCAGAGUUUUCUACUAAAGAAGUGAUGUCUACUCCAGUAAGUAAACAUAAGCCAGAAAUGAAAUAUAUUCCUGAAGAUAUUUCAGCAGUUGAUUCAAACAAUGAUCUUUCUCAAUUUCAAGAACUUGAUACCACUUUUUAUACGUCUGCAGAAGAUACAAGUGAUUUCAUUAAAUCUGAAAAUAUACCUUUAAAUCAACCAUCCAAAGUUGAAAUUCAAAGUUCUGUUCAACAAACAUUGACUGAUGAAACAAAUGAUAGAAAAAUUGAAGAUGAUGAUGUAAUAUCCAAAGAUAAAGAUGAUUAUGAAGCAGAAGAAUGUUCAAAAGAUUUUUAUGAAAACACUGACGACAGUUGCAAAUAUGAAGCAGAGUUAACAUCUGUUAGUGCUAAGAAAUAUGACGAGGAUAUAAUUGAUGAUGUGAUGGGUAGUGAAAUGCCCGAAAUGCUUUAUGAAAUGAAAAGUGAUGAUAAAGGUGAAACUGAAAUACAAGAAUCGUUUUUCAGCGUGGAAACUUACGGGGACGAUAAAAUAAUUAAUGAGGAGAAUGAUUUUGCUGAUAACUCUUUUCAAGAUUCCGAAACAAACUUUAUAUCUGACUCAAUAAGAGCAGAUACUGGAAUGUGUUUAAGUAGAAUAAAGUUAGAUAAAGAAUCGGAAGAUGAACAGAUGAUUGACAUUCCAGCAGAUACUUUCCAUUCUAAAGAAGUAGAUUUGUUGGAUCCAAUAGACUUGAAAAAUAAAACUGAUGAUACAAAUUUUCAAGACUUUUCCUUAGAAGAGGACUUUCAAAAUGAUAAAAUUCAAGAGACUACUUCAGAUCAAUAUUUAUAUAAGGCGGGAAGUGUCGUUGAUAUUAAAAAAGAAGACUGUAUUGCAAAAUCUUUGUCUACCAAUUCUGAGAAAGCAUUGUCAGAAGAAUGUAGAGAUUUAAACAACAGUUCGCCUUCAAGUGCAUAUAGCUCAGAAGGACAAGAAAUACCCGGAUCUUGUAAAUCACCAGAGGAAAAGAUUGUCCCGGGACAAAUUUCUUACGUUAAUUUGUCUGAAACAGAGUCUUGCGAAAGGCUCAAAGAACAAUUUUUGAAAGAUGGCAUCAGUACUCAGGAUACAGGAACUGUUUCUCCAUCAGAUUCAAAGGAAUUGGUUAGUGACGGUCCAAGAAAAUCAUCACUGGAAGAGAAAAUUGUCCCAGGACAAGUAUCUUAUCUUGGCAAGAAUGAGUAAAGUGCCUAGAGAAAGUUAUUUUGAUUUAAAUAAUUUAGAAAAUGUUCUAAACUAUUUGAUGUACAAACCAAUGUUUAAAAUUUCAUUAUUGAAUAUUUCAGGGAAUAUGUUUGUUUAUUUAUUUAUACAUUUAAAUGUAUAAAUUGAAUAAAUCUACACAAAACAAUUUUUCCUUUUCUUUAUUUCUAAG
Molecule: messenger RNA, 6475 nt
Organism: Centruroides sculpturatus (bark scorpion)
Lineage: Eukaryota; Metazoa; Arthropoda; Arachnida; Scorpiones; Buthidae
Exons: 5
Coding region: 1-6285 (2094 amino acids)
Source: RefSeq, a predicted model, not a curated record